AUGGGAAUCAAGCCGAGCGAUAUGGCCGUCGGGUCGAGGGAAGAAAGGUAUAUGAGUCUGUCGUCCUUCGCGAUAGGAGACACAAUUCAUCACAGCAACGUUUUUCUUCACACUCAGCAACUGCAUCUUCAUCGCAUCUCAACAUCCCACACAACAGAGAAUCAACAUCAUCGAAGCAUUUCCUACACCUCUCUGCAUCGGCAUUACAUCCCGAGACGGUACACAAUGGGAUCCUCGCGUUGGGUUGCACCUCUACUUGGGUUUCUUGGUCAUUCAGCAGCAACAAAUUUGAUCGAGGACAGCAAUGGUCCCCGACUGACAGGGUCAUCGUUUGGCAUAGCCCGUAAUGCCACCUUUGAUUAUGUCGUCGUGGGCGGAGGUAACGCCGGCUUGACUAUCGCAGCUCGACUCGCUCAGAACGCCUCUGUGGCUGUCAUUGAAGCAGGCAGUUUCUACGAACUCGAGAAUGGUAACCUUACAGACAUCCCGGCCUUUGACAAUAUGUGGUCAGGCAAAGAUCCCAAAGACACGAACAGAAUCGAUUGGGGCUUUGUCACAACUCCCCAAAAAGAACUUUUCAACGAAAAGGCUCACUACGCUCGCGGCAAGACCCUUGGUGGGUGCACAGCACGGAACUACAUGGCCUACCAACGCGGCACACAUGGCUCGCACCAGGUCUGGGUCGAUCGAGUUGGCGAUGACAGCUACACCUUCGACAACAUGUUACCCUUCUACGAGAAGAGUUUGAACUUUACGCCACCUGCCAACGACGUUCGCGCGGCGAACUCGACUCCAGAGUACGAUCUUUCGAAUCUCGGUAAUGGACAAGGCCCGCUGAAAGCAACGUUUGCAAACUAUGCCAACCCCAUGUCGAGUUGGGUACAGCGUGGCCUGGAGCAAGUCGGUCUAGGCAGACAACAAGGCUUCACUAGUGGUGUUCUGAACGGGUCUUCGUACGCCAUCUCGAACAUUGACCACUCUACUGGCAUUCGCGAGACAUCGGAAUCCAGCUUUCUGCAGUGGGCCAUACGAAACUCGAACAUCCAGGUGUAUCAAUCGACAAUGGCCAAGAAAAUUAUCUUCGAUUCGGAGCGAAGGGCCACGGGUGUAGACUGUGACUCAGCAGGUUACGAAUACACCCUCACCGCCCGUAGAGAGGUCAUCGUGUCUGCAGGCGCUUUCCAAUCGCCUCAGCUGCUCAUGGUCUCUGGCAUCGGCCCAGCUUCCCAGCUUCGCAGAAAUAGCAUCAACGUGAUCGCUGAUCGACGCGGAGUUGGUCAGAACAUGUGGGAUCAUGUCUAUGCUGGACCAAGCUAUCGAGUGAACACUCUCACAGGCUCUGCUCUGGGUGACCCUGCUCGAAUGCAAGCAGCAGUAGAAGAAUUCCUGGAGCACCAAGCCGGCCCACUAUCUAAUCCUGGAGGUGAUCUUCUCGCUUUCGAGAAGCUCCCUGCAGAAUCUCGCAGAAGCUUGUCACCCGCAGCACAAAGGGCACUACAAGCUUUCCCAGAAGACUGGCCUGAAGUCGAAUACCUUGCUGUCAAUGGUUAUCUCGGAUACCAGCAGAACUAUCAACGCGACAAACCGACCGAUGGGUUCAACUACUUCACUGUGGCCGUCGCACUGGUCGCUCCCAUGUCUCGCGGCACGAUUGGCAUCAGCUCUGCCAAUAUGGCCGACCCACCGAUCAUCAACCCGAACUGGCUGUCUCACCCUGCGGAUCGGGAAGUCAUGCUUGCUGGCUACAAGAGAGUGAGGGAUAUGUGGCAGACUCAGGCUCUGAGCGAAGUGCGAAUCGGCCAGGAGGCCUUCCCAGGACCAAAUGUCACCAGCGACGCUGAGAUAAUGGACCUGAUUCGUCGCUCGAUUGCACCGGUGUUCCAUCCCACCGGUACUUGCUCAAUGGGUCGCAGAAACGAUAGAGAUGCCGUUGUUGACACGCAAGCGAGGGUCUUUGGUGUUCAGGGUCUCAGAGUGGUCGACGCCUCCGUUUUGCCAAUUCUGCCUCCGGGACAUCCAGUGGCCACUAUCUAUGCGUUGGCGGAGAAGAUUGCAUCUGACAUUCUUGCUGGCCAAUCACCAUCUCAUACAUGA
Messenger RNA from Fulvia fulva, 2094 nucleotides. RefSeq names its product Patulin synthase. Gene Ontology annotation, biological process: secondary metabolite biosynthetic process. Gene Ontology annotation, molecular function: flavin adenine dinucleotide binding; oxidoreductase activity, acting on CH-OH group of donors. The transcript is spliced from 3 exons. The record is from RefSeq and is a predicted model, not a curated record. NCBI's taxonomy places the organism in Eukaryota, Fungi, Ascomycota, Dothideomycetes, Mycosphaerellales, Mycosphaerellaceae. Bases 1 to 2094 code for a protein of 697 amino acids.